Molecule: messenger RNA, 879 nt
Organism: Ctenocephalides felis (cat flea)
Lineage: Eukaryota; Metazoa; Arthropoda; Insecta; Siphonaptera; Pulicidae
Product: THO complex subunit 7 homolog
Exons: 4
Coding region: 189-833 (214 amino acids)
Biological process (GO): mRNA processing
Cellular component (GO): THO complex part of transcription export complex
Source: RefSeq, a predicted model, not a curated record
GCUUAACAUAAAAUAAAUAUAACCUUAUUUUAUGAAUGACUUUUAUUGAGAAAAAUAAAACGAAUGCUCGAUAUAUUUACAAUAUUUGUCACAGUUGUUUGUAGAAAAAAAUGAAACAGGCCAACAAUAGCUUUUAUGCUUUGUGAAUAAGUUUUAGAUUUGUUGAAAAUCUUUUAGAGCCAUAAAUCAUGUCAGACGAAGAAGUUAUAAGAAGGCGGUUGUUAGUAGAUGGUGAUGGAACUGGCGAUGACAGAAGACUGAAUAUAUUGUUUAAGACAAUGCUGAAAUGGUGUAACUCUACAGAGGACAUGGAAGAAAGUUAUGCUACGCAUGACAAAAUGCUGGCACUGCUCACACAAUGUGAAUAUGCUGUGACAAAGUCACAAUUAUCAGCUGAAAUGACUGCUUUAGAAUUGCGUCAAUAUGAAACUAUGUCAGCUGCUAUAGAAAAGGGUGUUAUUGAUGCUCGAUCACAUAUAGAAAGUAGUAAAGAAGAACUAAGGGUUGCUAAAACUAUUAGAAGUAAUCGAAUGCAAUACGAUUCCCUGGCUCGAAUCAUUGCAGAACAUCCAGAUAGACAAGCUACUCAAGAACAACUAGAUAAGCUCUAUUCCGAAAUCGAUACAUUGAAUAAAAAAUAUAAAACCUUUCAAGAAAGGCUUGAUGAGAGGAAAAAAGAAUUCAAUGUAUUUGUUACAUCUAUGCAUGAGUUAUUGGCAAUGCUGGAUAGUUCGGAUAGUACACCAGACAAUGAUUUGAGUUUGGAAGGAUUUGAAGAUGUAAUCGAUAUGGAUCGUUAUGGUGAUAUGGAUGAUUCAAAAAUGGAUGAAUGAUCUUUACACAUUUAUACUUACAAGGAAUAAAGUAUUCGCCUCUAAA